Molecule: messenger RNA, 881 nt
Organism: Trichomycterus rosablanca
Lineage: Eukaryota; Metazoa; Chordata; Actinopteri; Siluriformes; Trichomycteridae
Product: lysozyme g-like
Exons: 6
Coding region: 200-751 (183 amino acids)
Biological process (GO): defense response to Gram-positive bacterium; peptidoglycan catabolic process
Cellular component (GO): extracellular region
Molecular function (GO): lysozyme activity
Source: RefSeq, a predicted model, not a curated record
CCAACGGUCACGUUAUGUAAGAGUUUAAUCCAGAGGAUUUCUUCAUCAGGAGGAGGAUCAGGUCAGGGUGGAGUCGACCAGCCCGUGCUUCCUCCUCCCUCAUCUACAGGUAGGGCUCAGGGGUUUAUAACUGGCACAGCGGUGCCCGGGUGACUACUCAACGAUCUCUCGUCUGAACAGGAGGAUCAGAGGAACCAUCAUGGCUGGCAUUUACGGAGACAUCACCAAGGUCAUGACCACCGGAGCGUCCGAGAAAACGUCCAAAGGCCUCGGCGUGAAAGGUGUGGAAGCUUCGCACAAACUGGCCGAGAGCGACCUGAAGAGGGUGGACCAGUACAAGUCCAUGAUCAUUAAAGUCGCCAAAGAGAAGCAGAUCGAUCCGGCUAUAGUCGCCGGCAUCAUAUCCAGAGAGUCCAGGGCUGGGCUGCUCCUGAAGGACGGCUGGGGAGAUAAUCACAAUGGUUUCGGACUCAUGCAGGUGGACAAACGUCAUCACUCUCCGAAGGGAGCCUGGAACGGUGAGGAAAACAUCAGACAGGGGGUUGACAUCCUGAUCUCCUUCAUUAAGGAAAUUCAGAAGAAGUUUCCCAGCUGGUCCAAGGAGAACCAAUUAAAAGGGGGAAUAGCAGCCUACAACUUCGGGGUCGAUGAUGUCCGAACCCUGGAGGGGAUGGACCGUGGGAGUUCAGGAGACGAUUACUCCAGUGACGUGGUGGCCCGGGCACAGUGGUUCAAUUCCCACGGCUACUGAGCGGAAUAAUGCGUGACACACGCAGCUCUGAGUAAUUUUGGGAUGGUAAUUUUUGGGUUACAGUGCUUAUAGAAAUCGUUUCUUGGAAUAAAUAAUAUUACUACAGCAAUAAUAUAAAUGCUAAUAUUGG